This is a messenger RNA of Paramecium octaurelia, 8559 nucleotides long. NCBI's taxonomy places the organism in Eukaryota, Ciliophora, Oligohymenophorea, Peniculida, Parameciidae. The record is from the annotation of a GenBank genome assembly.
AUGAGUCAGCAAUAUUAAAUGGAUGAAUCCUUUCUAAAUAUAAAUGAUUUAAUCACAAAUGAUCAGUCAUUAGCUGUUGGAUUAUGGUCUAGGUAUAAUCCGUAAGGAGUAACCUAAUAACUUGGAAUUGUUGGAUUGAUGGAUUCCAAUUGCUUUCAUUAUCAGAGUUUGAUUGGAGAAUAAUCAAAAGGCUUGGAAUAAAUUUAUUAUGAUUGUCUUUACCCUGAAAACAAAACUAUACAAAAAUAUAUCUAAUUUAUAACUUAAGAUGGCCAAUAGCACUAAUAUAUAUUAGAUAUUAACCCAUUCGAAUAUGAAACUGUUUGGUAUUUGUUUUAAUUAUAUUAUUAUCCUUCAAGAAACAUAAUUGAAUUCAUAAUAAUAAAAAAAUAGGAUAUUUUGCUUCUGAAGAAAUUAGAUUCUCUUCUUCUUUUAGAAAAUUAGGUAAAAAAAUAUGUUGGAGGAAGUCUCAUUGUACAAACUUCAAAUCUAGAAUCAAUAGAAGCAGGAAAAAAAUUUUCCUAUUUUCCAGGUUAAAUAUAUCAGGUUAUCACUCUUCCUCAUCGACCUUCUAUUUAUGAAUUAGAAAAAGGGAUAAUCUCCUUAGUUGAAUUUAUCGAGUUUCAGUUUGAAGAUUAAUGCAAUAGCGUGAUCACUUAUUAAAUACCAGAUUAAGACAUAUUUUAUUUAGAUCAAAAAGUUCAUGUUUCUGAAAAUGUCAAUUUUGAUUCAUUUGUUUUGGCUAGUUGGUUUAGAAUUACAAAAAUACAUCAAGUUGAUGAAGAGUUUACGUAUCAAUUUUUAAAAGUAAGUAAACAUACUAAACAUUAACAAUUUUCUAAUUCUAACUUAGCUCCAUUCUAGUUGUUCUAUAAAAUAUCUCCAAACAAUAAUAAAAUAAUAAUUACUACUUAUAGCUACAAUUACCCAUCUAUAACUUUAGAUUUUACUAAUAGUGCUAACAAUUUUAUGUUAACUGAAGAAUUCGAAAUUAAAAAUAAAAUCACUCUUUGGCACAGUUUGUUUGUUAAUCUUCAAUCAGAUCAAAUUUUUAUUUAAAUUAAAUUUUUUGAAAAAUACCAAGUAUAUGAAUAUUCUAAGACAUUUCCUGUUAAAUAAUUUGGCAUUGUAAAUUUAUCUGUUCAAUAUGGAAAUUUAUUGAAUUCGAUUUAGAAUUAUUUAGAUAUCUAAACAAGAAAUAAUAUCUUUUAUAAUUGCUAAUAGUAAAUAGAAGAGCAAAAUUGCCAUUUUUCGUGCUAAGAUUGUGAUGGUCCAACAAAUUUCGAUUGUUUAUCUUGUUCCGAAGUAUCAUAAAGAAUUUAUAUACCAGAACAUAAAGUCUGCAUUUGUCCUUAUAAUUAUUUAGAUGAUUAAAUUAAUUAAAAUUGUCUGUCUUUAUCAGGUUAAUCAUUUGAUAUCUAGGAAUUAAUUAAAAAUAACGAUUGUAAAUUUGGCUAUUUUGAAUAUGAUGAUUCAUGUUAUGCGUGGUAAAUUAUAUUAUUAAUAUGAAGUCCUUCAAUUUUUUCUGAUAAAUAGAUAACAUGUUUAGAUUGUCUAUAAAAUGUAAACGGAUGGCAAGAGAAGCCUUAUUGUUAAACUACUCUCUAUUUUAAUUCUAAUGGAAAUACAGCAAUUACAAUAGAUGACUAGGAUGAUAUGUUCAUUUUUGAUGGUUUAGAACCAUAUUUAUGCAGAGAUUGCAUUAGAUAAUCUUUUUUUGAUAAUGAUAGUAUUUUCAAACAGUUCUCUUAAUUGUAAAAUAGAUUUAAGUAAUUUUGUGAAUUUGGUGAAUAUUACUUUGAUUAAGAAAUCGCUGAAUCUUGCUAUGCAUGUAAAUUAUCUUGCUGUAUAUUCUGCACUAUUGAGGUGAUUGGGAUGAAAUGCGUUUUGUGUGAAGAAGGUUGUAGAUUGAUUGAUGGGGUUUGUAUUGCUGAUGAAAUAUACAGACCAUAUCUAAAAGGUUGUAGAAUUCCUAAUUAUCUAAAUUCAAUGAAUGUAUGUAAAUUAUGCCCUAUUAAAAAUUGCAAAUAUUGUUUUGAAUAUUAUGGGAAUGAUUUAGAAGAAUCUACUUUAUAUUUAAAUUUUAAGAUAUUUGGAUUUGAUGAAUAUGUAAGCAUUGGAUGCGCGAUGUGUGAUGAAAAUUAUAGUUUUGACUUUACAAUUGGUAACUGUAUUUAUAAAUAACCCUCCUUAUCCAAUUGCUUAAGGUCAUUUGUUAAUUUACAGGGUCAAGAAAUAUGCACUUUAUCAUCUACUGAUUUUAGUGUGGCUUCGGAAAUAAUUAAUUGUAGUAGGUUAAUAGACAAUUGUAUGCAAUGCUAUAUCACUCCUAUGUAUGUAGUAAGAUGCAUAAUUUGUAACUUAGGGUUUUCAGUAUCUAUCAUUUAAGGAAAUUGCUAUAAAAAUACUUUAGUUCUAAGAUAUGAAAAUGCAAAAAUUCUGAUUGAAGGAGAAGAGUAUGCUGAUGCAUCAGUAUAAAGAAUAUAGAGUUUUAUGAUGAAAUUUUUACCAAACUAAUACAUUCAUUAAAAAAAUUAUGUAGAUUAUUUAAUCUAUCUUUUCGAAAUAGAAUGUAAUUAGGGAUAUUAAUUAUAUUAAUCUUAUUUAUGUGCCAAAUAUUGCACUUAAGAAUGUUUGGAUUGUUAAGAGUCUAAAUAUCUGAAUUAAUUUUAUUGUGCGAAAUGCCCAUUAAACUAUUAUUAAUAACCUAUUCGUAGUUAACUAGAUGGAUCAUGCAUUAGAUGUCCUGAAUUAUGUGAAAUUUGUGAAGUAAGAUCUGAAGAUGAAAUCUAAGUAACUAUUGAAAAUAUUAUAUAGAAAAUAAAUCCAAAUUUUUAAAUCACAGAAGACAACAAAUCUUAUACUUAUAAAUGUAUAAGACCAAUUUCAAAUAGUAAUGUAAUUAUAGAUUCUUACUUGUAAAUUGCUAAAUAUUGUUUUACAGGAAAUUGCAAUUAUGAAUUCACUAAAUAUUCUUCUAUUUUAAGGGAUUUAGAUGCUUAAAUUGAUACCCACUAUUGUAAUUAAAUUGGAGUAUAGGACUUAAAAAUAUAAAUUAAUUCAAAGGCAGAUGGAGGGAAUCUCUCAAUAAAAACUGAGUUAAAAAAAUACAUUUUUAGUUUACAGCGUCUUAAAAUUGAAGUUAACUUUUUUUACAAAAGUAUUUAUUUUAAGGUGAUUUCUGGCUUUGAUUAUAUAGAAAUUAAUGAUGUGUAUCUAGACAUGAGAUAUCAGGAUUUUCUAUUACAUAAUGAAAAUUAAAAAAUUAAUCUAGUCCUAAAUAACAUAGUGUUUCAAGAAAUUUAAUUCAAUUAUCGUUCUUCUUUAAUUGACUCAGAAUUAUUCGGAGAUAUUUCAUUGAAUAAUAUUUCAAUUAUUAAUUCUAAUUUCAAUUCAUCAUCAUUUUUGAAAUUAAAUUAAAAAAUGUCAAACCAAAUUUUUUAAAUCUCAAAAUUGACUUUAUAUAAAUGUAACUUUACGAACUCACAACUAUUUCAGCUUUGGAAUAAUGAGGUUCAAAUUUUGAUUGAGUAAGUAGUUAUUGAUUCGACCAUAUUUUAUAAUUCGUCAUUCCUCACUUUUUUUUAGAAAGCCGAUGGCCAAAGUAAAUUGGAAGUUAAAGAAAUAAAAAUAACAUCAAGCCAAUUUUUUCACUCAUUCAUUUUAAAUUGUACUAAUCUACAAAAAAUUAUUAUCAAUAAUUUUAACCUAAAUAAAAAUUAAAUAGUCCUUUCAAACAUUAUUGUAUUUAAUAUGAAUUUAGCUAUAUUUUAAACCGAAGUAAAUAAUAAUACUUUUAUUGAAUCAUAAUUUAUUAAAACAGUAGACUCAGAAAGCAAGAAGAAAAUAUAUGUUUAAGUUGACAAUUACAAUGCUAUUCAAAAUUAUUUUACAAAUUCUAGUCUAUUUUAUAUAUCAAAUGAAAAUAUGUAGUAUUAAUUAACAACUGCUCAAAUUUAGUUUAACUAAGGAUAAACUAAUAAUCAAUAUCAAGAUAUUAGUCUAUUUAAUAUACAUUGUUUUCAGCUGGUAAUUGAUAAUAUUUACAUCGUUGAUUCAAAUAAGAUUUGCAUAUUCUAUGUUUUAGAAGUUUUUGAAAUAUUUGCAUCAAACAUAGUUUACUAAAAUUUUAAUAUUAAUAAUAAGGUGUCUUCUAGCUUAAAUUGUAGAGAUUAUUAAAAUUUUAAUUAUCCACUACUUUUAAUUUCUGGAUACUCUAUUAUUAGCCUUAAAAAUAUAAAAGCUCUUAAAAUAUUUAGUAUUGAUGAAUAAUUAAUAGAAAUAAAAUCAACUAGAAAAAGAUGGAAUAAUAUGCCUCUGAGUUUAGAAUUGAUAAAUUUGGAAUUUAUUGGGAAUUUAUUAUUGCAAAAAUAGGCAACAAAUUAUUUCUCUUUAUUAUCAAUAAAUUCUGAACAAAAUACCACCAUUUAAAUGGAAAACAUUUUUUUUGAAAAAAAUUUCAUUCAUUAGCAAACAGAUGAUCUUUAAGAUUCAGCAGCAGCAUUGAUCAAUAUAAAUUUAAAUACAGGGUAUAUUAGAAUAAAUAAUCUCUAUUGCUCUUAAAAUGCUCUGACUAAUUCUUCAAAUUCAUUUAUAUUUUUGAAGUCUGAAGUCAUAACACUUACAAAUUAUACAGCUUUAAACCAUAAUAUAAUACCUUUAGAAUUAUGGGAUUUAUAUUAUGAUUUUUAAUUAGAGGACAAUUAACAUGCAUAUGAUUAGGAUCAAAUAAAUUAAAUCAUAGAAUAAACUUUCAAAAUAAAAAGUAAAUGCGGAGCUGGUUUGAUAACUGCUGUUGAAUUUUCUUGCUUUAAUUGUUUAUUUUAGGAUAUUAUUGGAUUGAAAAGUUCUGUAUUUGAAAUAAAAACAUAAGGAAACGGAAAUAUUGAAUUAAGAAACCUAAAAAUAAAUUCUUCAUAUUAUGAUUUAAGUAGUAUAAUAGAGAGUUCAGGCUGUAUUACUAUUUAAUCAUCAAGUAGUUAGCUAAAUUUAAAAAUCAUAAAUGCUGAGUUUGUAAAUGUUUUUAAUCGUUUAGCAACAUCAAUCCUUACAAUAAAUCCAUCUGUAUUCUAAAAUUAAAUUUUAAUAUAAGAUGUGACUAUUAAAAAUUGCAUUUCAUUGAAAAAUUCAAUAAUAAGUAUAUUAUUCUCAACCUAGAAUAUAAAUUCAAACAAAGUUUUUAUAACAAAUGUAAAUAUAAACUAUCAGGAAGGUGCUUGGACCAAAUACUUCGAGAAGACUGGUAUAAUAAAUUAAAAUGAAAUAAUAGAUAUAACUGGUAAUUCAAGUUCUUUAAUUCAAUUAUAGAAUUGCAAUGUAGUUUUGUCUAAGAUUAUUUUUUCUGGGCUUUUUACUUGUCCUUUAAUUAAAUUAAUAAAUGUCUAAUAUUUAUUAAUCUCUUCAUUUUUGGCAUAAGACAUUCAAACAUUUUAUAGCUUUAAUCUUUUAGAAAUUUAUUAAGAUUUAUCAGUAAAGCAAACCAUAAAUAUACAAAAUGGAAAAUUUUUAAGAAUAUCAAUUUUUGAGAUUAUUAAUAACCAAAUUUAUGGGAAUUCACGAAUAAAUUACAGGCUUAAUCGGUGUAAUUAAGUUGAAAAUUUAUAAUCGGACGUUAGAAUUUAUACUUUUGAUUAAAUUAUCAAGCUCAUGCAAUCUACCGAAAAAGCAAGUUCUAUAAUUUAAAUUCAAUCGAACUCAAAUACUACAGUUAUUUAAAUUUAAAAUAUAAUUUUAUAACAGAUUAAUUGCUCCUAUUGUUUAAAUGGAUUGAUCUUUUUCAAUAUUGAAAACUAUAAAACAUUAAAAAUUAAGGAAAUUGCUUUUUUUUCAAAUAAAAUAAAACAAUUUGGUUGUUUGAAGAUAGUAGCAAGUAAUUAGAUCAACAGAAGUAGUUCAAUUUAGAAUUCAAAAUUUAUUAAUAAUAAUGGGAGUUCUGGUGUUGCUUUAUCUUCGACAAAUAUAUCUAUUAAGAUUAUUCAGUGUAGUAUAAUUAAUAACAUUGCAAGUAAUUAAGGUGGUGGAAUAUUUUUGGACAUGGAUACCAAGUAUUUGAUUAUUAAUAAAUCGACUAUUGUAAAUAACCUAGCUUUUGAAGGAGGAGGGAUCUAUAUAUCUAAAAUUUUAGACAGCAAUUCUAAAAAUAUUAUUUAAACAUUAUUAUAAUUCAACAAAGCAGACUUUCUGUCAAAUAAUCUAGUUGAAUAUCCAACCCAUUUAAGCUUAUUUAUUAAUUCUCAAGAAAUGCAAGCAUAUGAAUCUAUAAAAAAUGAAAUUAAAGUAAGAAUUUUGAAACUUAAACCUUAUAAAAUUAUUGAGUAAGGUGUUAUUAAAUAUAGUCAAUAUUUGAUGAUACCUAGCGAUUAAGUAAUUAAAAAUUAUAAGAAUUUUAUACCUUAAUUAUCAAAUUUUUAUAACUUAUUAAGUAAUCUUUAAAUAAAUUUAAAAAAUAGUAGAAAUGAAUUACUAUAAAAUUCAAAUCAAUUCUCAUGCUUAGUUUCAUAAACAUCUGCAAAAUCAAAUUAGGAUUAUACAUUUAGCAAUAUUAAACCAGUUAGUUCUCUUUAAAUUGACGAAUUUAAUCACUUUGAUUUAGGAUCUGUCCAAUUCCAUUAUGAUCCAUAUCAUGACGAAGAUUAAAAUUUAUAAAUUUUAGUAAAUUGCUCAUAAAAUACUUCGCAAAACCACUUACUAUAUUUAAUCAAUUCAAGAACCUAUAAAUGUUAAUUAGGAGAAUUUUAUAUUGACGAAGGAUGUUAAAUAUGUGAAUCAACCUUUGGUUUUUAUUCAGUUACCUACAAUGCCACAAAAUGUUCAAUAUUUGAUAAAACAAAGUUUGCAAGCAUAUCUUCACAUUCUAUAUAAUUAUUAUAAGGAUAUUGGAGGCCAAAUAUUUACUCUGAUUAUACUGAUUAUUGUUUCAAGAAUAUAGAAUUUUGUAAAGGAGGAUGGAAAGUAGGAGAUGAUCUUUGCUCUUUGGGUCAUCUUGGAGGACUGUGUGAAGAAUGUGAUUACCAUAAUAAAAGAGGGGAAGGAAAUUUUUUUAAGAAUUAAUAGGAUUCGGAAUGUUAUAAUUGCUCCACUAAUACUAUGAUGCCUUUUAUUUUCUCCUUUAUCUGGUAUAAAUAUAAAAAUAUUAAAGGACUAUUGUUUCUAUACUGAUCACGUUAAAAAGCAUUGAAAAAUCUAACCUGUUAUUUUCGAAACUUCAAUUUAAAAUAAGAUAUAGAAAGAUUUUAUUUAAAUUGGAAAAAGGUAUUUAAAUCUUUAUAUAAUUUAGAUAUGGAAGGUAUAUUCAUUAAGAUGUUGUUCAUCUAUUUAUGGAUAUUUUCAGUCAUAUUUACCUUUAACAUCAAAUUUUCGAUUUCAUUUUCUUUCAUUGAUCAAACAAGCAAUACUUCUUAAUUCAUGGCAUCCAGUCUUGAUUGCUUUUUAUCUGAAAUUUCUUCAAUUGAAGUUAUUUAUGUUAGAAUUAUUGCAACAAUGCUUUUGAUACUGAUAUAGUUAGGAAUCAUUUUGAUAGGUUACCAAUUAUAUAUUUUAGCUUCUAAGAGAAGAUUCUAAACCUACAUUAUUUCUAAUACAUUAUUAUACUUGUAUGUGUCAAAUUUCUCUGGGUUAAUUAAGCAGUAUAAAAUUAUAGUUAUAAAAGAUUUUGUUCGAUUGUGUCAAAAAGAAUAAUUUCAAAUAUAUAAUUCAUCUAGGGAGAUGUAACUUAACCAUUUGGAUCAUUAGAUCAUAAUUUGUGGAUCUGGGAAUUUGCUACUCCUGGGUUAGUUAUAUUUGGAUUUCUUAUUCCAUUUUCAUUGUUUUUGUUUAUGUUCAUUACUAAAAAUAAAUUUAAUAUAAUUUAAUUUAGAAGACAUAUAUGCUAUUUAUUUGAUGAAUAUAAUGAAUAAAACUACUUUUGGGAAUAAAUCAAAUUUUCAAAAAAAAUUUGCAUAAUCCUAAUUAUGACUUAUUUUGAAUCAAAUAUUUUACUAAAAGCUUCUUUGUUAGGCUUGUUGUUAUUAAUAUAUUAAAUAUUGGCAGAAAUGUAAUAACCUUACAAUUUGUAAAAAUUAAACCGUUUGGAUCUUUAAGCAGUGAAAAUUUGCUCUAUUGCUAUUUUUAUAGCAAUCGCUAAAUAUGUUAGUGAACAGGAGCUUCAGAAUACAUCUUCGCAAAUUUUGUAAGUGUUUAUUAUUUUUCUUUGUAUUAAACUCUGCUAUCAAUUUAUUUUAGAUAUCUUUAAAGCAUAUGUCAAAAAAUAUCAAGUGGCAUUCAUAACUUUACUCACUAACUUUUGUAAAAUGAUUAAACCGAAAUCUAAAACUUCAAUUUAUUUCGGCAACCUGCUUUUAAAAUGGAGUAUAAGAGAAAAAAAAAUGAAAUAAAAUUUUACAAUUUUAAAAGCACAUUUAAUAAAGAUGUCAAGUGCAUAAAAGAAAUUUUAAAAGUAAUUUCUCUCUUUAACAUAGAACCUUUAAUGCUAUCAAUUCCAAUUAAAAUUUAGCAUAAUUAAUCAAAUACAAGCAGUUAAAACAAAAAAAAUCUAAAAUCUAGUUAUCGUUAGAGAAAUGA